UUGUUGGGGCUGGAAGCUACAAUAAUCGCGUGUUUAUCAAUGGCUGAUAAAGGACCAACAUUUGAGGAUAAAUUGGAAAAGUACUGGAGGCGCCUAUUUUAUCUGCAGCCGAAAUCGGAGACCACUCCUUUGGAUUCUUGUACAAUAGAGUAUUUUGGAGUUUUAAGUAUUAGAGAUCCUUCAGCCACCGAGCGUAAGCUUUGGCAUAUCUAUUACUGCAUGAAACCCGAUAUUUCCGAUGUUGUCAAUAAGAUUCGGGAGAAAUAUGGCAAAAAGAAUGUGUACGAAAUAUAUCAGAAACCCAUAUUCAGCGGUGUGGGUUUUCGUAAAAUCGUAAAAGAUUAUUUUUCCAAUUUGAAAUGGACAACAAGCGGAAAUCUCUUGGAAGCGCCUCCAAAUAGCUAUUAUAGCGAUGAAAAGUUCGUUAAAACAGUUUCAAAUUUGCACUAUAAAGAGCAGAAAAGGAUAUAUGGCUAUAUAAUGGAGCAACACAAUUGGUAUAAGCGCUGCAAUGAUCAAAAACCACCACCUCUCCGGCAUUAAAAAUGUAAAUAAAUAAAUAAAAAAGCUUUUCUACACAGAGUUGCUUGCAAAAGCUCA
This is a messenger RNA of Drosophila eugracilis, 600 nucleotides long. RefSeq lists its product as uncharacterized. The coding region runs from base 40 to 543 and encodes 167 amino acids. NCBI's taxonomy places the organism in Eukaryota, Metazoa, Arthropoda, Insecta, Diptera, Drosophilidae. The transcript has 2 exons. The record is from RefSeq and is a predicted model, not a curated record.